Messenger RNA from Mytilus californianus (California mussel), 5697 nucleotides. RefSeq names its product transcriptional activator protein Pur-beta-like. Gene Ontology annotation, cellular component: nucleus. Gene Ontology annotation, biological process: regulation of transcription by RNA polymerase II. The transcript is spliced from 7 exons. The record is from RefSeq and is a predicted model, not a curated record. Gene Ontology annotation, molecular function: DNA-binding transcription factor activity, RNA polymerase II-specific; RNA polymerase II transcription regulatory region sequence-specific DNA binding; purine-rich negative regulatory element binding. The coding region runs from base 52 to 813 and encodes 253 amino acids. NCBI's taxonomy places the organism in Eukaryota, Metazoa, Mollusca, Bivalvia, Mytilida, Mytilidae.
UUCAUGAGGGUUUAGAAGGAGGCUUUGAGGCAGAACAGGAAGGGUUGCACCAUGUCGGACCGGGAGAGCGGUGAUGAACAACAGGAGCAGCAGGGACAGGGCUCUGGUGAGCAGGAGCUGGCAACAAAAACUUUGCAGAUUCAGUCAAAGAGAUUCUAUUUAGAUGUCAAACAAAACAGACGAGGAAGAUUUAUCAAAAUAGCAGAAGUAGGUGCAGGAGGGAAGAAAAGUCGCCUCCUGUUGGCAAUGUCUACCGCUGCAGAAUUCAGGGAUUAUCUAACAGAUUUUAGUGAACAUUACGCAUCACUUGGUCCUCCUAACCCAGAUAAUCUACCUGAAGACGGUAAACUGAAAAGUGAAACCAUGAUUAAAGACAAUAGACGUUACUACCUAGACCUCAAGGAAAAUCAGCGAGGGAGAUUCUUGAGGGUAGCACAGACUCGUCCACGAGGUGGACCUCGUUCACAAAUUGCCAUUCCUGCACAAGGAAUGAUAGAGUUUCGAGAUGCUUUAACAGAUUUGUUAGAUGAGUUUGGUACGGACGACCACGGUGAGUCAGAUGAAGGACAGAGUGAAUUACCAGAAAGCAAGUACCUACGGGUUGAAAACAAAGUCUUCUAUUUUGAUGUCGGCUCUAACAGACGUGGAGUUUACCUGAGAGUAUCAGAGGUACGAUCUAAUUAUCGCACUGCCGUCACCAUUCCAGAGAGGUCUUGGGGCAGAUUUCGUGACAUGUUGUCAGAAUUCGUUGAAGGUUCCACUCAGACAGGAACUGCAGCUGAGGCUCCAAAAGACCUGAAAGAGACGAAAUAAAGAUGGAUACCUAUCUGACAGAGGGAAUGUGCAACGUCGGGGGUCUGGUCCAUAUGUUUUGUAAAAAGUGCACUUGGUGUUGCGUUAUGUGAAAUUUUAUCAGUAAUUGAUUGUCCUUGAGGAGAAUUUUUAGCUGUUUUUUGAUUGAUUAUAGUUGUAAGGAUUAAUGGUGUGUUUUUCAUUUAUGGUCAGAAUCACAAGAAAUGUUGUCUCUAUUCAUUCUAUUUCCCUUGUUGAGAUUUUUUGUGGGAUUUUAAAUUAUCUAUGAAAUUAAAAUUCCUAGCACAGUAUUUUUUACGAGGCACAUUUCCUUUGCCAUGUUGACGAAGCAAAAGACAUUUGACAACGCUGAUGUCUUAUGGCAUAGGGAAAGAUCGUAUAAUUGUGGAAAGUUUCUUACUGAAUGUACUGUAGUUUGUAUAAUGGUGUAGGUUCAAGGUUUUAAGCUACUCUGGAUAAAGGCAAAUAUGAUAUGAUUGUGUGUUAAUGUACUGUAUUGUUAGAUGAAUUUAUAAUAGAUAAAAGAAAACGAACAGUUGCAUAAAUGACGAGCUGUCCAGGACUGACUGGAUAUGGUUCAUUUGUCUCUGUGUUACACAAAGUUGGACAAGCAGCUGGUUCCGUUAUCGUUCACACAUUUACAUCAUCCUUGCUGUCAGUGACCGUUACGCACAGAGAUCGGAAUUUACGACUGAAAUAAACUGUGAUAAUUUAUAUCUGACAUUAACAAUAUAUCAUUGUAAAAAUUUAUUCUCGAAAAAUUAUAUUUCAUACUGUUAAAUUAAUGUUGAAUAAUUUUUUCUGAGUGUUGAAAUAUCUUAAUUACAGCAUUACUGUACAUACAUAGCCUCCAUUUAUAUUUGCCUUUUGUGGUGUUAGGGAGUAUUUUUGUUAAACAUUAUUUAUUUAGUUGCAUUUCAUCAAACAUCAAAUACAAAAUAUCAAUCAAACAAUUCAUAACUAAAUAAAAUUUUGCAAGAAUAACAGACAUCUUGUUUAUGGUAAUGAUAAGGCAUGUGAUAUUUUGACGGUGAUUAAUGCCAAAAUAGUUUUAUGUACAAUGCUGUAGUUUCAGGAAAAUGUACAAAUUCAAAUAUUCAAAUAUUUUGUUUCAUAUAAUCUUUAACUUUUUUCACUUUGUCACCAUAGGAAAACAAUGGACUUAUUUGUUCUAAAUAUCAAUUUGAGUGAAAGGUAUUGAAAACAUAUUUAUACGAUUGCAAAAUUUUUGCGGUCGUAUAAUGUUAUGACAUUGUUUUUAGAUAUCUUACCAAGCUUACAAAGUCUAAUUUACGUUAGAUCUAUAAAGUAACACAUUUUUGUAAACAUAGUUGGUCAUUCCAAUGUCAAAAGCAAAGAAAAAAUCCAUAGAAAAUAGAGACAUAGACUUAAACAACCUUUUGUUGUUGAUGACAAAGUGUAAGAAAUGUACAUUAUUUUAUUAUUAAAAGGCCAAUCAGUAUAAGGAAAAGUGUUAUAAUUUAUAUACCUUCAACUGUGAUAGAAUUGUACAAAGUGUUGUUGGUGAUAAAUGAGAUUCUUUAAUUAACCUUUUUUAUGUUAACCUUAGAGCAUGCUUACUGUAAAGGACAUUGUGAAAUAAAUGCAUAAUUUUCCUUAACUAAUUUUAGUAUUAAAAAUGUUGUGGAAAAUCUUGUGGCAUUUUUGUGAUGGAAGUUCUUUCUUAGUAUGCUUUCAAAGUUAUCAUAAAUGAGUCAAUUCUUGACCUAAUAUCUUGUUAAAGUUUUUUGUUAUAUAUCUCAAAUUAUUUGUAUUGAAAAAAGUUUUUAUUUUAUAUAAUACACAUAUUUGUAUGUGAUAGGUUAAAAAUCACUCGACUACUUAUUUUUUUAAUUGAUACUGCAUUUUCUGAUGGGAAAAAAGUUGGUGAAAAGUUUGUGAAAAUUAAAAUAAAAAUAAACUGUACAUUUACUCAAGUGAAGGAGAACUGGCUUGGAACAAAUCAUACUUCUAUUAAAAGUAGAUAUAAAAGCGAAAUGCAUAUUAUAUUUUCGAGUGUCUCUGCUUUUUACAAUCUGUUUUCCUAAUUUAUGAAGAUCAGUUUGAUAUUUUCUCUUCUUUAUUUACAAUAACUCAUGCUGCUUAAAACCUUGUUAGCUAUACUCAUAUUUACUUUUGUGUUUUAAAAUAUUUCUGUUUAACUUUGGCCUAAAGUUUGUUUCAUAACAGAUGAAGCUUUGCAAUCAUGAGCUAAUUUUGGUGAAAAUGUUAUAUCAUGCUAUUGUCUCAACAAACUUGCAGAUAUUAAGAUAGGAAUGAAAAAAAUUAAUAUGUAUAAAAAAAAAAUGAUUAUCCAUGCCUGUUUGCAAAGUUUUUUUUCUGGAAUGAGGCAUCACUUACCUUUCAAAUAUAGCACACUAAAAGAAUUUGUAACCUUGAACUUUGUUGUAGUACAAUUUAGAAUGUGUAUUUUAUUUGCUAGAAACAUUUCUGUUCUUUGUUGGAAGUUUUGACUAAUGAUUCUGUAAUACUUGUUAUUCAACAGAAGCUUGUACAGCACAUGGAAAGGAAGUCUUGUAUAUAUUGGCAAUACACUUGUUGAAUCAUUAGUUUGGUUUCAGUUUACUGGCAGUAAUAUCUUGUUAUUCUUUUUGUUUUUUUUUCUGUUAGUUUAAUACUUACCUCAUAUCUUAUCUUUUUAAGUUUAUUGAAAAGUAGGCUAUAAAUCUGAAAUUGUCUUUCUGACUUGUAUUUUUCAGUGCUGUGGCUCAGUAACCAAGUGCUGUGUGUUCUUGCAAAAACCAGGUUUAAGUUGUCGGUCUAUAUUAUAUCAUUUAGUUUUUUCUUCAUGUUUAGUUUUACAUACAAAUUGAUAGUGCUAUUUUUGAAAAUUCAAAACAGACCACACUCAUAUAGAUUGUAAUAUGUUUGCAUUGUUUUCUUUUUACCAUUUAGUAGUUUAUCAAGAACAAAGAAAAUGGAUUUGAAAAAAUAUUGAAAUUGUUAUUAUCUAAAGUAUGCCUUCAGAAAAACAAAACAUGUUAUUUGUUAUAUAAAAUGUGAUGGAAAUUUUUGUACCCCAGCUAUAUCCACAUAAGCAAGAUAAGGUGAAGACAUAUAACAAUAAGUUUCAGUUCAUAUUAAAGAAGAAAUGAUUUGAAAAUUUAUGUGAAAGAAUUCUAGUAGUGACAUAUGAAGCAAGUCCAAAAGUAUUCAUGCAUUAAGUAAUGUUUUAUUUUUUGAACAUGUGAAGCUAACUUUUGCAGAAAUUAAAAUUUGUUUAAUCAUAUGAAAUUUUAAAGAUGUGUUGAGAGAACUUUGGAACUUGAGAUCAUGACUGAAACUGUAAUUAAACCUUAACCUUAUCUUUACUAAUUUAAUGAUAUCAUUUUUUAAGAUGAGUUUGUUGAUAAUGUUAAAAUUGUACAUUUCACAUGUAAUUUUUCAUUCUUAUUGUUGUUAGGCCGGGGUACCUUGUUUUAACAAAUAUACAUAUAUAUAUAUAUUAUGGUUUAAUUUUAUUGGCUAUUUGGUUGCUAUGUAAACGAUAGAAGUGCUAUGUUUAUUUUUCAUAUUACUAGAAUUCUAGAUAUUCAAGGAUUUUUUACCCUGCUUAAAACCAGACUCAUAUUUUUACUUAAAUUUAGCAUAUUUUAAAAGCAUUGAAACAGAAAAUUAUUAGAUCUUUUUUUUAUUGGGAUUCUCUAGAAUAUGUUGCUUGGCUACUCAUUAAUGUGGAAGUUAAUUUUGUGAAUGAAAAAAUUGAUAAACUUGAAGAAAGGAUAAGAAGUUCUUGGAUAACUGGAAAUUUUAGUUUUAUAUGCACAGGGAGGCUUGGUAUAGAACGAGCAAGGAGGACUCAAAUGAAAAUUAACUCAAAUUGACAGGAAUAAUCAGUUUGAGAGGAAUAUCACCAGGUUGAAAGGUCAAACUGAUGAUAUUAUUAUUUUAUUAUUAUGAUGUUUUACAAACCUUUUGUUAAAUUUUUGUUAUUGAAGAAAUAUAUUUAUAUUUAAUAACAGUUAUAAUAAUUUUGGGCAACUGCAAUUUUAUCAAACCUUGAAAAUUAUAAAGCAAAUUUUAACAUUGACCUAGAUACGGUGUAGUGUUGAUGUUUGUCUAUUAAAAGAGCUUGGUAGUUUAUAGAUGUCAAAAUUUGCUUUAGAUUUUCCGGAUGCUGUUAUAUUCAAGCCACCCUUCAUCUCUGUAAAAAAGGUAUAUUUAUAUUUAAUUUGUUCAUAUCAAGAGAGAAAUUGGAUGUGCAUGCUUUUUAUGAAGUACUGGUUUGCCUGAUCACUGUAUCACAGGGUUAUAUAAUAUAGUUACAAUUAUACUUUUUGGUUUGAAAUCUGAUCAGUUAAUAAAUAUAGGUAAUUUAGCUUAUAAUGAAUCUGAUAUGGUAAAAAAAUAAUUCGCUAUAAACAGUUCAAGAUCGUUGAAUAAGCAAGUAUUCAAAAAUUCUGUUUUGACAUCAAGUUUAAAAUAAAAGUUAGUUCAUUUGAAAUUGUUAUAAUUCAUUGAAAAUUCUGUUGAUACUAUAUAAAAAAUAUUUACUUGUAUGCACACUGAGAAAUAUUGGCAACUAUACUUGCCAGGCGUAACUUAAAAGAUAAAUGUGCAAUAAUGAUUGAGAAUUGAUGCAUGAUUAAUUUUAACAUGUGCACAGAUUCAGAAUUUCAUAUAAAAUAGAAUUAAUUAAUUAUAUCUUGUUUGAAUUUGUAAAUUACAAUCUAAUAAUUGAUUGUUGAGUCAUUUUACUUUGCAGACUUGUGCUGUUUUAUUUUGUUGAGGAAUAUAAGCCCUAAUCAGUUUUUAUGUAUACCAGUACUUUGUUGUUAAACUUCACUUGUUUUAUUGUCUCAAGGAAUUGUUACUUUGUUAUGUAAAACAACGGCAUAUUAUGAAAUAUAGAUUCAAUCUUUA